AUGGUGAAGGAACUCAUUCCUCCACAAUCGUCGUGGAAGACAUUCGGCGUGGAACUCCUAACAAGUGCUAAAAAUUACGACAAAGCUGAGAGACGAAUUAAACGUCUUUAUAGGAAACCGUCUAACAUCGACUCGACAGAUUCUGAGACUGAGGCAAACUGUGUUGGCAAAAUAUCGAAAAAUCAGGCUGCAGCCAUAACAAGGCGAACUUUUUCUCUGCUGGAGCACAUUGUAGAGGAAAGGGAGGCAAUAUCAUCGAGAGAUCAUGAGGCUGAAAUUUCUAAAGAUGGUGGUCAACAGAGAAGUCUGGAGGAGGCUGGAGCUACAACAUUGCGAGGUAGAACAGAGUCCGGUGACACCAAAGCAGAAAAAAAAUCUGCUUUGAAAGCUGUUCUCAAAACUUUGAGAGAAAAUGCCAUUGAAGACCCUCUGAAACAGUUCUGCGCAGAUUAUUGGGACGCCACAACAGAACUUCUCACGUACAAAUAUCGUGAGGAUUUGUCCAGCCUAAAACGAUCUAUUCAAUACGAUCUAAAUAGGAAAAUCGAGGAGCUGAGGGUUUCCAUGAUGGUCUGCAAUGUCGCUGGAGGUGAACCUAUAACAUCGCCGAGGGAAGGACUAUCCGCAGAUUUCCCCAUUAAGAGUUUCGAACAGUUUCUGGACUUCGAGAAAACUCUAGAUCCGACACAUCAGGAUAAUUUGGCUGAUCCUGAGAAGGCCUUACAAAAACAGGAUAUACUUAAAGCAUUUAUGGGUGUAUUAACUAACAAAGGGAUGGAUUAUGCGGCUGAUAUUAAAAAAAUUCUUAAAGAAUUAAUUUCCAAAGAAGUGCAACUCAAUUACAGUGGCGUAGGCCGCGUUGUUAAAGGCAGGGGAAAGAGAAAUUUCAGUGCAACACUGACUUUUGCAUGUUUAAGAGAUUUUAUUGAGGGAAAAUACAAAAACUCCAACAUACCAUUGAAGAUCAUAUCAAUUAGGGGUGAUUGGCUAUCAGGAGCUGGAGACAGAGAUAGUGGAUGUUCACAACGCAAAAAGCAAGGUGGAACGUAA
Molecule: messenger RNA, 1050 nt
Organism: Fopius arisanus
Lineage: Eukaryota; Metazoa; Arthropoda; Insecta; Hymenoptera; Braconidae
Exons: 6
Coding region: 1-1050 (349 amino acids)
Source: RefSeq, a predicted model, not a curated record